Aspergillus eucalypticola CBS 122712 is the source of this 959-nucleotide messenger RNA. RefSeq lists its product as uncharacterized. Lineage: Eukaryota; Fungi; Ascomycota; Eurotiomycetes; Eurotiales; Aspergillaceae. The record is from RefSeq and is a predicted model, not a curated record. The coding region runs from base 109 to 498 and encodes 129 amino acids. The transcript has a single exon.
CAAAAUUGUGCGCUCGUUGAUGGUGGCCAGGUUUAACCUAAAACCAGCUUAUCGUAUGACACGGACAUACAAAGGCGCAAACACCCCUUUCAUCUACUGCACUGCACCAUGUGGCGCCUGGAUGGCCAUGAGGUGCUCCGCAGUUGUCUCGACUAUUUGGUUAGCGGGAUGAUAGAAGCACUAGGGAAUGCCGAUCAGCCUGGCCCAAGUGUGCGCCCCGUGGAAUUGAAGGCUGCUCCACAAUUGCAUCUGCGAUUGUCGUUUCCAGAUCAAUUCCGCUCCGGUGUAUCUUACCCAGAAGUUGGCAUGUUCCGGCGGCCGGCCCAGAUGGAAUUUGCGAUUGACGUCUUGACGGGCCGGCUCACCAUGGUUGAAGGGUGGAGGCUAGAAUUUGCGGGAACAUCAUUGAUCGAACCCCAAUUGCAGGAUUCUUCCAAGAGCCGAUACAGGAAAUCCUGGGAGACUAAUGACUUCAUUGACCGGCCACUCCCUUCCUGAAGCGUCAGGCAAAGUCUCAAUUUUGAUGUUUCGUGUCCGUCGGUUUUAAUGAACCGCGCUUCGAAAUUAGCGGUGACGGUUACAGUAGAUGCCGAAGGAAGCGAGGUCAGAGAUAGAUGGUCCCCAUAGAUCCGUAGAGACCAUCCGCCGAGACCAUCAUUGGGUACGGAUAGUAAAUGCGCACUCCGGGCCCAGUUCGCUCGAUGCUUUGAUUCGCAGAACGGUUAAUGGCGCAUCCUCGCGCGCCCCAAAUUAAUCGACGGCGUCCGGAGAAAACGCCCAACCCAAAAUUCAUGGUCAAAGGAUGGUCCUAGUAUUAAGCAUUUCACUGCUAACGGCUGCCAAAAGCCGUAUUUGAUCUUGAGAUGGGUGACGGCCAGAGCUUGUUGCUGAGCUUUUCGAGCAGAUGUAGAUCAGCACUAUAUGAAGGGUCCAGCCACAAUGAGCAGGUACCAACGAAG